Molecule: messenger RNA, 2598 nt
Organism: Ipomoea nil (Japanese morning glory)
Lineage: Eukaryota; Viridiplantae; Streptophyta; Magnoliopsida; Solanales; Convolvulaceae
Product: factor of DNA methylation 5-like
Exons: 12
Coding region: 55-2370 (771 amino acids)
Biological process (GO): gene silencing by siRNA-directed DNA methylation
Source: RefSeq, a predicted model, not a curated record
UAUUCAAGUGUCUUUGUUUGGACUAGAGAGCUGGAAAACAUUUUGAGUGGGCCGAUGAUGCAGAAGAAAGAAUUGGAACUUCUGGACACCAUUUUUGGUGUAUGCAAGACAAGUGAACCACUAUUGGAUGAUCAACUAAAAGAUUUGAAACUGCGCGAAGAUAAACUAAAGCAGCUUGAAAAACUGAAUGAAAGUGAGAAAAGGAAGCUUGACCGUGAGACACAAAUGAGAGAGAAGGAGCUUGCGUGGGAGAAAGUUAUUGUGCUGCAAAGAGAGCUGGAUCGGAAGCAAGGAUUGGAGAUGGAGAUAGAGACCUUAAAACACGACAUCAAAGUGAUGAGACAGAUGAACGAGAAAAGGGAUUUAGUAACUAAAAUGAAAUUGACAUCAAUUGAAGAAGAGCUGAAAGAUAAGCAAGAAGAACUUGAUUACUUUAAAAACAUAUAUAAUGAAUUUAUUAAAAAGCAACGGUGUGACAAUGAUCAGUUGCAGGAGGCUCGGAAAGCGUUGAUCAAUAAUGAGAGGGCAAUUCUGGCACAAAAGAUGGCUUAUGAGACAAUGGUGGAAACUGCUAAAACCCACAAGAGAGAGAAGGAACUUUCGUGGGAGAAAGUUAUUGUGCUGCAAACAGAGCUUGAUCGGAAGCAAGGAUUGGAGAUGGAGAUAGAGACCUUAAAACACGACAUCAAAGUGAUGCGACAGAUGAACGAGAAAAAGGAUUUAAUGGCUAAAAUCAAAUUGACAUCAAUUGAAGAAGAGCUGAAAGAUAAGCAAGAAGAACUUGAUUACUUUAAAAACAUAUAUAAUGAAUUUAUUAAAAAGCAACGGUGUGACAAUGAUCAGUUGGAGGAGGCUCGGAAAGCGUUGAUCAAUAAUGAGAGGGUAAUUCUGGCACAAAUUAAGGCUUAUGAAACAAUGAUGGAAAUUUCUAAAUACCACAAGAGGGAGAAGGAGCUUGCGUGGGAGAAAGUUAUUGUGCUGCAAAGAGAGCUGGAUCGGAAGCAAGGAUUGGAGAUGGAGAUAGAGACCUUAAAACACGACAUCAAAGUGAUGAGACAGAUGAACGAGAAAAGGGAUUUAGUAGCUAAAAUGAAAUUGACAUCAAUUGAAGAAGAGCUGAAAGAUAAGCAAGAAGAACUUGAUUACUUUAAAAACAUAUAUAAUGAAUUUAUUAAAAAGCAACGGUGUGACAAUGAUCAGUUGCAGGAGGCUCGGAAAGCGUUGAUCAAUAAUGAGAGGGCAAUUCUGGCAAAAAAGAUGGCUUAUGAGACAAUGGUGGAAACUGCUAAAACCCACAAGAGAGAGAAGGAACUUUCGUGGGAGAAAGUUAUUGUGCUGCAAAGAGAGCUUGAUCGGAAGCAAGGAUUGGAGAUGGAGAUAGAGACCUUAAAACACGACAUCAAAGUGAUGCGACAGAUGAACGAGAAAAAGGAUUUAAUGGCUAAAAUCAAAUUGACAUCAAUUGAAGAAGAGCUGAAAGAUAAGCAAGAAGAACUUGAUUACUUUAAAAACAUAUAUAAUGAAUUUAUUAAAAAGCAACGGUGUGACAAUGAUCAGUUGCAGGAGGCUCGGAAAGCGUUGAUCAAUAAUGAGAGAGCAAUUCUGGCACAAAAGAAGGCUUAUGAGACAAUGGUGGAAACUGCUAAAAACCACAAGAGAGAGAAGGAACUUUCGUGGGAGAAAGUUAUUGUUCUGCAAAGAGAGCUUGAUCGGAAGCAAGGAUUGGAGAUGGAGAUAGAGACCUUAAAACAUGACAUCAAAGUGAUGAGACAGAUGAACGAGGAAAGGGAUUUAGCAGCUAAAAUGAAAUUGACAUCAAUUGAAGAAGAGCUGAAAGAUAAGCACGAAGAACUUGAUUACUUUAAAAACAUAAAUAAUGAAUUUAUUAUAAAGCAACGGUGUGACAAUGAUCAAUUGCAGGAGGCUCAGAAAGCGUUGAUCAAUGGCUUGAAGGAUGCCCGUAGCAAUAUUUGUGUAAAGAGAAUGGGAGAACUUGAUGGGAAGCCAUUUAUCCGUGCUGCAAAGCAAAAAUAUUCAAAAGAAGAAGCACCCGGAAAAGCUUUAGAGCUGUGCUCCCUGUGGGAAGAUCACCUAAGGGAUCCACACUGGCAUCCAUUUAAGGUUGUCAAGAAUGGAGAACAGCAUGUGGGGGUGAUUGAUGAAGAAGAUGAAAAACUGGUGGGUUUGAAGAACGAGUAUGGUGAUGAAGUGUAUGUAUCUGUGACCACUGCAUUGAUGGAGUUGAACGAGUACAACUCCAGUGGCAGGUAUCCAGUGCCAGAGCUGUGGAAUUCUAAGAUGAAAAGAAAAGCAGAACUGAAGGAGGGAAUAGAGCAAAUAUUAAAACGAUCGAGGAGGCUUAAGAAUUGAUUAAUAGAAAGAGGCAGCACUUACAGAUAAGUACUUAUCUCCCUUUGUGUUUUUCCUAAAUUUUGGGUAUGCAUGAAGUAUGCAGGUUUAGUAGUAAUCUUUCAGGACAACGUCAUGAUCCCUGAUAAUUGAUGAACAAGAUAUGGAGUAAUGUUAAGAUUUUUGGUGCUAUGUAUUAUGGAAUAUAUAAGUAAUUUGAAAUCUAUAUAUAUUAGGCUAGGAUUUUGA